Molecule: messenger RNA, 5121 nt
Organism: Betta splendens (Siamese fighting fish)
Lineage: Eukaryota; Metazoa; Chordata; Actinopteri; Anabantiformes; Osphronemidae
Gene: aplp1
Product: amyloid beta (A4) precursor-like protein 1
Exons: 17
Coding region: 212-2341 (709 amino acids)
Biological process (GO): central nervous system development; axonogenesis
Cellular component (GO): plasma membrane; Golgi apparatus
Molecular function (GO): alpha-2A adrenergic receptor binding; alpha-2C adrenergic receptor binding; transition metal ion binding
Source: RefSeq, a predicted model, not a curated record
UGUCAGACUUCAUCCACAUAAAAGCUCCGGCUGCCAUUGGAGAAGCCGCUGGCAAGAGCGAACAGGACGCAGACGCAGGAGAUAUCGCAGGAAGGCGCCGACCAACGCAGUGUCCAUCACUUCAGCUGAUGUAACCAGACAGCUUAUGCUGGAGUCAGUCAGUUUUAUUGGAGCAACUUCGUCAUAAAUAUAGGCAGAAGAAGGCGAGAAAAUGGGACAUACCGCAGUAACUAUGCUGAUGGCUGUAUUGUCCUACUGCGUGAGGGGAAACGUCGAGGCUCUGGCCAUGGCCGAGGUGAACGGGCCGAGCCCCCAGGUGGCGGAGCCGCAGAUCGCCAUGUUCUGUGGCCGUCAGCUCCUACACAUGAACGUACAGACGGGCCAGUGGGAGCCGGACCCUCAGGGCCGCACAGGCUGCUUCAAAGAGCCCGGUGAAAUCCUGUCCUACUGUCAAGAGAUGUACCCAGCGCUUCCGAUCUCUCACAUAGAGGAGUCAGAGAGAACCGUCACCAUCCCUGCCUGGUGUAGGAAAGGUUGGGGCCACUGCCAGACUCGCCCCCCCAUAGUCCUGCCCUACCGCUGUCUGGGGGGCGAGUACGUCAGCGAGGCCCUGCUGGUGCCCGACCGCUGCCGUUUCCUGCACAAGGAGCAGAUGGACGACUGCCAGAGUCACGUCUACUGGCACAACAUCGCCAAGGAGGCCUGCACUGCAGAGAGCCUGGAGCUGCACAGCUACGGCAUGCUGCUGCCGUGCGGCGACCACUUCCGCGGGGUCGAGUACGUGUGCUGCCCGGGCCGAGGCAGCUCCAGCGGGAAAGAGGAGGCGGAGGAGAGAGACGCCCCCGCUGCCGCUCAGGCCUUCACAUCCCAGACCGCUGGCAAGAUGGCUUCCGUAACCAGAGUGUCAGCUCCCACCCCAAGUCCCACCCCAGAGACCGACGCGGACGAGGCCGAUAUGGAGGAGGAGGACGACGAAGUGGUGGAGGAGGAGGAGGAGGAGGAGGAAGUGGACGAGGAAGAAGCGGACGAAGAAGAAGCGGACGAAGAGGAGGAGGAAGAGGCGACGGCCGCGAAGGAUCCAGAGGAGUACGACUACCCCAUCGACUCGGGGCCCUACCAGACGUCAGACUAUCUGGACUCCUUCUACUAUGAGAAAAGCCAGAAACCCACCACCUCAGCACCUCUAAUGAAGGGAGACAGCUUGACGACACAGCGGCCGACAGACGGCGUCGACGUCUACUUCGAGAAGCCGGUGGACGACACCGAACACGCCAACUUCCUGCGCGCCAAAACUGACCUGGAGGAGCGUCGGAUGAAGCGCAUCAACGAGAUCAUGAAGGAAUGGGCCGAGGCAGACAACCAGUCUAAGAAUCUGCCCAAGUCAGAGCGACAGGCUCUGAAUGAGCACUUCCAGUCCGUGCUGCAGACGCUGGAGGAGCAGGUGGCCGGAGAGAGGCAGAGGCUGGUGGAGACGCAUCUCGUCCGAGUGGAGGCCAUUCUCAACAACAACCGGCGCCUGGCGCUGGAGAACUACCUGACCGCCAUCCAGUCGGAGCCCCCGCAUCCGGACCGCGUGCUGCAGGCGCUGAAGCGCUACAUGGCUGCGGAGCAGAAGGACCGGAGGCACACGCUCAGGCAUUACCAGCACAUCGUAGCCGUUGACCCCCAGAAGGCUGAGCAGAUGAAGUUCCAGGUCUACACUCACCUCCACGUGAUCGAGGAGAGGAUGAACCAGAGUCUCGCUCUGCUCUACAAGGAUCCGAUCUUGGCCGAGGAGCUGCACAGCGAUAUUCAGGAGCUGGUGAAGGCGGAGCGAGGAGACAUCAGCGAGCUCAUGACCACCUCUUUCUCCGAGACGCACACGACCGAGGAGCUCCUGCCGGCUGAGAGCGAGGAGGAGAAGGACGAUGAGGAGGAGGAGGAGAGGGCCUUCCAGAACCGGCCCUACCCGCCCCGCAUUGAACCACAGCCCAAUAAGAAAGAUGAUGGAUAUGAUUAUGCUACGUCUGAGAAAGGUCCAACCUAUGAGAUCAACACCACCGUGGACCUCAAGCAGGUCGUCAACAAGCCUGUGUUUGAGAUCCUGCGAGAUGAACUGCAACCCGACGCCUUGGAGACGUUCAACCGCGGCGCCAUGGUGGGGCUGCUGGUCGUGGCCGUGGCGAUCGCCAUGGUGAUGGUGAUUAGCCUGCUGCUGGUGCGCAGGAAGCCCUACGGCACCAUCAGCCACGGCAUCGUGGAGGUCGACCCCAUGCUGACACCAGAGGAACGGCAGCUCAACAAAAUGCAAAACCACGGCUAUGAAAACCCCACCUACAAAUUCUUUGAACAGAUGAACUGAGGCACCGGUGCUGCUCAUACGUCCUGUCCGACCACUCGUUCUGUCCCCCCACUCCUCCCACAGUGGUCUCCCAGCUGCUCCUCCUCUGAUGGAUUCAUGGUUAUGUGAAUGAAUGUCCCGACCCCAGUGUAAAUGACCGGCGACCCAUCAUCAUUACCAGAAUGUGAAUAAUGAGCUACGAUACAAACUCGCGUCACCUGCUGUAAUCUAAUACUCCUGUGGGUUAGAGUCUGACGGUUGCUCCCUCCAUUAGCGACGCCACAGCGUUUCGUGAAAACCUUCGCCUCACCCCAGUGGCAUGACUUGACCUAUUGCUCCUCUCUAGAAGCUGAAGGUCCAACGGUGCAUAAGGCUUUAUAGUAUUUAUUUUUCAGUAGUGUAAAGUAGCGUCUUUGUUCCAACAGUUCGGUAUAAUGUACCUGUGUAGAUGAAUGAGUGACAGCCUGACUCAAUUAAAACCCACUCAGUGAUAAUUACUGAGCUAACUGUCAAACUACUGUUACCUCCACCGCCUGCUGUAACAUUGGAUGAGACGUGUGAGCAUUAAGUGAGAAUGUGGAGGCGUGAGGGUUAACUUGUAUGCGAGGCAUUGAGGCUUUCAUUUUAAAUGACUCCCGUAGACCACACUAGUCCAUACAGAGCUGUGUGCUGGUGUCUGACCUUUGAACUAAUAUGAUUUGGCAAAUUAUACCAAAUAUUCCAUAGAGCUCAUUUAGACAGAGAGUUGACUUUUCUUUUUGUAAGACUGUAAAACAGAAUAGAAGUCAGAAGUCGGUUCUUUUAAAGGAAAGCAUGACAACUCGGUGUAUGAUGCUGCUGUCUUUGUGUUGUUCCCGUCAUUGCUUUUGAACAGUCUGAAAUGUCACAGUUCAAAAAGGACACUGUAAAUAACGUUGAGAAAAACAUACGACUAGAUGUAGACAUUUCUAUGAUUAAUUUUCAUUGCUGUAAUGGAAUAAUACAUAAAAGAGAACAUUGUGCUAUACAUGGCUGAUUGAAAACGGACUGUUGUAAAAACCAGCACAAGACAACGACACAGUAACUUUCUGAAUGUACUUAAGGUAGACGUUGAGGCUCCAUCUUCUUUUCAGUAACGCAUCGUUUCCCCAGUAGACCCUGAUAGAUAGGAGUAGUGGCGUUCAGCACAUCCCACAGACAGGCUGCGUACACGAUGCUAAUCGUGUCACCUUCUGUAGCGGCCUGCAACUUUUCACAUUCGGCAGGUGUGUGUGUGUGUGUGUGUGUGUGUGUGUGUGUGUGUGUGUGUGUGUGUGUGUGUGUGUGUGUGUGUUUGUGUGUGUGUGUGUGUGUGUGUGUGUGUGUGUGUGUGUGUGUGUGUGUGUGUGUGUGUGUGUGUGUGUGUGUGUGUGUGUGUGUGUGUGUGUGUGUGUGUGUUAGAACGGGCGAAUUUAAGGCUUAGCCGAACAAACCUGCACCCAACACCAGAGUGUAAAGAGGCCACAGCUGUAGUGAUGUGUAGUGUCAGUGUGUGUAGUAAGUCCUUAAACACACCCCACUCAGGCAUGAUAGUAGUAAAACUUACUGUAUGUCUCUAAAUCUCUGAAUGUCUGAACAACACGAAGCGUAAGAAUGCUCCGUUUAGGUUACUCUCUUCAUAAACAGCUUUUCACCGAAUGACUCAUAAGUUUUCAUAUUUAUGAUCAACAGAGUAUCUUGUAAAGGUAAGUGAACAGGGGUUGCCCCUGAUUUGUGAAUGGAUUUUAAGUGCUUGGUGUGUCAGGUUGAUUUCCUUUAGCCACUGAAUUCAGUCAGACCAUCCUGGUUUGCAAAGGUCACAUCGUGGAAUGUUUUAUUCAUGCAUUCAUUUGACUCUGUAGGAGAGUUGAUCCACAUCAAAGUCACUUUAAACUUACAUUUAUUUUGGUUUCUUUAAAAGUCACAUUUGUCCAUUCAGAGUACAAUCAUUUGCUUGUAACUUGUGUUUUUGUUUAAUUCCCGGUCUCAGCAUUAAUCUUGUGUUCCUCUCGCGAGGCGGGUUGAUUGCAGGUGGCGGUUGCAUUCUGACAAGUGACGAGAAGGCAAAGAGCCCUUGUAUAAUUUGUACAGCUACGUUAGUGAAUGAUAAUGUUGUAUGUUCACAGUUUAAGUCAGUCGAUCUUGUAAUGAUACUACUGAAACCAUAGAUGAGAAUAAGCUUGCCUGUGUUUCCCAAACCACUGAAGGUUUCCUACCAGCAUUUAGCAGACGUAGAAUGGUGUAUACCGUAGUUAACGCAAAUCACAUUUGUACGUACGUCCUCUGUCAGACUCUAGACUUCUUCGUUGGUCUGUCCCCUAACUUCCCAACAAAAUAUAAACAAUGUUAUGAGAUUUUAAUUGCUGCAUUAUUGCCUUUUACAAUGCUGUGUUUUGGAUGUAAUUAUUCUGUAUUUUUUAUUUAUAUGUAAUAAUUAGUUGGAUCAAGGGUCAUGCUUUUCACCUGUAAUGUAAUUUUAAUAGCUUGUGUGAGAAAACCUUUAGACAUGGAAAAACAUAAAGAGACACAUGGCUUGAAUGAUGAGCAGUGGCAUUAAGCACAAGUCACAAUUAGAGAAUAAAGGUUAGACACUGGCUGUGUGACAGGUUCUAGGGCUGUUCUAUCGCCGUUCAGCGAGCUGUUCUUCAUUUUCAUUUUGAACGAACCAAAGACCGGCUCCACAGGCGCAGACAGACAUCCUGAUUUGGCAAAAUGUUCUCUGUUGUAUCACUGUAUUUGCAAGCAAUCUGAUAAAUUAAACCUGGUCAAGCUAAUUAAUAGUGUAAUAAAAAUGAAUGACCCAU